GGAAAAGAGGCAGAGGGAGCCUCCCCGCAGUGUUUGGCCAUCGCAAGAAUGUCGAUGCAGCUGACCUUCAUCAACCAAGUGACGGGCCAGACCGGCGCCCUUGAGCUGCCCGACGACAUGGCCGUGUCAGCUCUGCCUACCCUCCUGGAGGACCAGCUUGCCAUCCCCGCAGCCCAGCAGGCCUUCGUCCACAACGGGAAGCCGCUGGUGCCCACCCAGACGCUCAAGGAGGCAGGAUUGAGCAACGGGGAGCUCGUCAUGGUGGUCGAUAGGCGCAUGCUGAUGGCCCAGAGACCCGCCAACCCCCCAAUGGCGAGGGCAGGCGCGCCAGCUGCAGCUGGUGGUGGUGCUGGUGCAUCCUCCUCGGCCUCAUCAGGUAGGUACGGGCACACAUACGGGAAUGGACGUAUGUGUGUCCACCGUUUCCCCUUGUGGUGGGUUCUGUCUGUCAGGGUCUGCCGGUGCCAACCCGUUGGCGGCGUUCGACUUCAGCCGGAUCAACGUCAACCGACAGCAGCAGCAGCAGCGACAGCAGCAGCCCCAGGCGCCGCAGGAGCUGCCCCCCGAGCACUGGGAGCAGCUGGCGCAGCGGUUCAUCCAGGCCAACCACCCCCGCAACGACCCCCACGCCUACGGGACCCUCGUGUCGAUGCACCCGCCAUUGGCCGACGCCGUCAAGAGGGAUGACCUCAAGGAGGUCUCGCGGUUCAUGCGCGAGAACGCCGAGCGUCAUUUCAAGGCCGAGGAGGAGCGGCUGCGUCAGAUGCGGCUGGCCGCCGAGGACCCGUUCAACCUGGAGCUGCAGCACCGGGUGGAGCAGGAGAUUUUGGAGAAGCGCGUCGACGAGCAGUACGAGAUGGCGCAGGAGCAUAUGCCUGAGGCCUUCGGGCAGGUCUUCAUGCUCUACAUCGACUGCGAGAUCAACGACAUCCCUUUGAAGGCCUUCGUCGACAGCGGGGCGCAGAGCACCAUUAUGUCGGUCAAGUGCAUGGAGCGCUGCCACCUCGGCAAGAACCUCGACAAGAGGUUCGCUGGCAUCGCCAAGGGCGUCGGCACCUCCAAGAUCGUCGGCCGCAUCCACAUAGUCAAGAUGAAGCUCGGCAAUGGAUACUUCCCCUGCUCCAUAACCGUACUAGAGGGUCAGCUCCCUGCCUCCCACACAUGACACACACACACACACACAGACACGCUGGAUGGAUGGAUGGAUGUGUUUCUCUGUUGUCUUCCUGUCUGUGUCUGUGUGUGUAUCUAAGAUGACAAGGUGGAUUUCCUGUUUGGCUUGGACAUGCUGCGUCGGCACCAGGCCAUCAUCGACCUCAAGGCCAACGUCCUGCGGGUCGGCGACGAGACCGUCCCCUUCCUCUCCGAGGCAGAGGUCGGCGGCACCGCAUUCGGCGGAUGGGACAGCCCCACCCAACGAAAAUCGGAGGGAGGCGGGCAGCCCAGCGGCGCAGCCAACACCACCGGUGGUGCGGCCGGUGGCCCGUCCACCAGCAGCACCACAAGUGCAUCGGCUGGGGCCGCCCCUCCAGCCGCCGCCGCCGCCGCUGCUGGAGCUGCUGGAGCUGCAGGUGCUCAAGGGGGCAGUGCAGUAGAGCAGCUGGUGGGUUUGGGUUUCUCGCGCCAGGACGCCGAGAACGCGUUGAGGAGUGCGGGGGGCAGUGUGGAGCUCGCGGCGGCCCUGCUGUUCGAACAGCUGCAGGCUAGCACCAUGCGAUAGACACACAGACAGAUCGAUGCAUGUGGAUGGAGGGAGGGACCAGACAGGCAGACAGACAGACAGGGAGGGAGGGAGGUAUCCAUCCCCUUCCCCUGCCCUCCCCAGGAUCGAGCUUGCACGUGGCUGGUGGCAUGGCAUCAGUAUGUGGCUGUGGUGCCUGAGUGGUUGGCUGUGAAUUGGUCGGCCGGUGACUGACUGUCUGGCUGGCUUGAGUGAGGUUCGUGAGCGUGUGUUGUGUUGUGUUGCGCUGUGUUGCGCUGUGUUUGAGUGACCGGACGACAAGACAGGACAGCCUUAUUUGUCAAGGGCAGACCAGACCUCGCGCAUCUUCAUGGGACCACGAUGUUGUCUGUCUCCACGAAAGGGACGCACUGGCGCCUGACACUUCACGGCGAUGCAACGAGCCGUGUCAGAGUCCUCUUUGUGCGAUGAAUGCAGCAGCUGAU
Messenger RNA from Vitrella brassicaformis, 2166 nucleotides. The record is from the annotation of a GenBank genome assembly. Lineage: Eukaryota; Vitrellaceae.